Molecule: messenger RNA, 4543 nt
Organism: Hemibagrus wyckioides
Lineage: Eukaryota; Metazoa; Chordata; Actinopteri; Siluriformes; Bagridae
Gene: clmpb
Product: CXADR like membrane protein b
Exons: 7
Coding region: 398-1528 (376 amino acids)
Cellular component (GO): cytoplasmic microtubule; cell surface; membrane
Source: RefSeq, a predicted model, not a curated record
UCCGCCAGCAUCCGCAGCCGCACGCUCCAGUCCAAAGCAUCAGCUCGCGCACUCGGACGAAAGGACAAAACGUGUUACGAGGGAACCCGAGAGCUUGAAAGAGGCUUUUCGAUUCUAUCGAGCAGGACGUAUGGAAGCGUCCCGGGGACGCGGCUUGGUUCCUUAAAGGCGGGAGGAAAAUAAGAAGAGGAGGAGGAGGAGGGAGAUGGAUUCGUCUUUCACAAUAUCUUAGAUACACUGUCCUUGGCGCGCGGGUCCUAGCUACAUUUUUUGUGUGUGCAUUCCCUUAUCCGAAAUAGUGUUGCUUAAUUGUGCGGGAGAUCUGGCGCGCUGUAGCGCAUUGAAGUGCUUUGUUUCCAACCCUAAAGGACUUCUGUCACAUCCGUCCUGUGCCGCGAUGUCUGCCACAUUCCAGUCUUUGUUCCUUGUGCUCCUCAGCGUGCUCUCUGCCGGGGCUCAGACAGAAAUGAAGAAGGUUGUUGGGGACAACGUGACGCUGCCGUGCCAUCACCAGUUCCGGCAGUCAAAUGGACAGACGCUGGACAUCGAGUGGAUUCUGCAGAAACCCAACUUCAAACAGCGCGUGAUCAUCACGUUUUUCAACAACGAAGUCUACACCAAUGAUAACCAGGCGGGCCGCCUAUCCUUCGCCGGAGACUACCUGAACGGCGAUGCCUCUCUCCUGAUCAACGAUCUCCAGCUGAGCGACUCGGGCGAGUACCACUGCAAAGUGAAGACGGGUGGGAAGUACCUUUGGACCCAGGUCAAUCUCGUGGUCCUGGUGAAGCCGUCUAAGCCACGGUGUUGGAUGGAAGGGCACUUGCUUGAGGGCAGCGAUGUGAAACUGAGCUGUAAGUCUUCCGACGGCUCCGACCCCAUCUACUAUAAGUGGGAGAGAGUUCUGGACAAGGGCAAAAGCGUGGGAAAGCUGCCGGAGUUCGCUCUCAUCGAUCUAAAGAACCCGGAGUUUGUGACGUUGAGGAACCUGAGUCACGAGAGCUCGGGGGUGUACAGGUGCACAGCCAGCAACGACGUGGGAGAGGAGAACUGUAUCAUCGAAGUUACUAUGCAGUAUGUCCGGGGUGUAGGCGUGGUAGCCGGUGCCGUGGUCGGCGUGUCCUUCGGCGUCCUCCUCAUCAUCCUCAUCAUCUGGCUGGUCUUCCGCAAGAAAGAGAAGAAGAAGUAUGAGGAGGAGGAGACACCCAAUGAGAUCAGGGAGGAUGCGGAGGCUCCCAAAGCCAAGCUUGUUAAACCCAACUCGCUGUCAUCCUCUCGCUCGGGCAGCUCUCGCUCCGGUGCCUCGUCCACUCAGUCCAUGGUGCACAACACCGCUCCCCGCAGCCAGCGACCCCGACCUCCUGCCAUCUGCGCCCUCAAGGAGAAUGGUCAACCCCCGGAGUUCUUGCAGUCCUCUCCAGAACCGCCUACUACCCCCAAAUUCAGGCUGCCUAACCCAUCGGUGGGUCUCACUGUCCCCACUACAGGGGUCCUGAUGCCGCCGCAGAGCAAAGCCUUUCAGACUGUGUAGGGGAGAAAAAAAAGAUCCAGCAACAUCCCUGGACAGGAAACACACACUGACUCGUCCAACUGCAGAUAUGUCAACUAAUGCAACUACCGUGUAAAAAAAAAAAAAAAAUUAACAAGCAUAAGAAGAAGAAUUAAUACUAUAAAAACUAAAAUCUAAAUGAAUGCAUACAUGAAAAAUUUUUAAGUGCUUGCCCGCCCGCUGCUGAACUGUACAGAGACAAAAACAUUUCCCUGUCACUCCUUAUUGCUCUUUCUCUGUCUCUUCAUCUUGCGCUCUCUGCCUGUCUGAAGUUACCUUAUGUUAUUUUUAUCACUUUAUUGGGGGUUUUUUUUCCGACUUUGGAAGCAUAUUGAGCGACGAGGUGGAAAGAUUUGCCCCAAGUGAUGCUUUAUUUAUUUAUUGAAAGUGAAGGGGCAGAGAAAGCCAGGGCAAACUGAGUUUAUGAAAUAUCAGGGAUGACGGGGGGGAAAAAAUGAAAGAAGAAAAGGAAAGCGUUGAAAACAGCAGAUUGACGCUCGUCUCGCAGAAAAGACCGGAAAGAUCGUCACUGGACCUUUCCUGUGCGAAAGGAUGAGAGACACAGAGAGAGGAGAGUCAAUUAAAUUUGCAAUUCUGCUAAUUCCCAGAAUGCAAUGCAGGCAGUUUUCAGAAUAAAAGGCAUUUCCAGUGACCACACACACUGCAGCACAAAAAGAAAACGGAUGAUUUAUUCAUAAUAGUUGCCAAUUAUUCACUUUUUACAUGUUUAACAUACAACACUGUGGGACAAAUUCAGCUAUUUCACAUAUAAUGUAUGUAUCUGUGUAUGUUCGGAGUCCUGUAAUGGACUUGGUGUCCCAUCCAGGGGCCUCGAUCCCAGAGUUCCAAUUAUAGUCUCUCAAUAUGCCAUAACCUUGACCAAAGUGGUUACUGGAUAUCGAUGAAUGAAUGAAAGAAUUCUUUUUAUUUUACAUCUAUACACAUAACAUCAGUGUCCUGCCCUCAUGCUCACUCAACACUUUUCUUUUCCUCUCAUUGCUUUAUUUUGCAUUAUUUACCAAAUAACUGUUAGGAAAUCUGAAAUAGGGAAAAAAAAAAAGGCGGAAGUACUCCUGAAUGUCUUUUUAACCGAUAUAGCCAUUACUUGUAUUUUUGUUUCCUUCCUAGAAUAUCCAAUGGUACUAUUCUAGCACUUGAGGCACAAAUAACUGAAUAUACAGUAACAUCACACUGAUGUGGAUAAGAACUCGCUUAUCUACAGCACCGGUGCGCAUCAAGGUUCUCCUGUAGGACCUUUCCAAAUGUGCUGUAACAGGACAGCUGCCUCUUUGUGUCAGCGACUCAUCAGGUUCUCGGGACAGCGCUGCCACGGGGCCGGUCAUUAUCCUCAUCCCGGAGUCCUUCUGAACCACGUAGGUGCAUCUGAACACACAAGUAGCCUAUUUUGUGUGCCUUUGAGAUUUUUCCUUUAUCUAUCCAGAGCACCUCCUGACCCCUUUUUUGUAAGCCCGGGCCCUGUGCAGACUGGACAACGAGGAUGGAAUGAUGAGGCUGGACAAUGAGGCGGUUCCUUCUUUUCAUCUAGAUCUAGUGUACAGUACACGCAAUGUUUUAUAUUGUACAUAUGAAUAGUUAUACACACACGAUAUCCUUUUACAUCAACGAGCGGCGGUCAAGAUCAGCAGACAUAGAUACUGUAAAUGAAUACUAAAGCAUUUUUAAGGACUAUUAAGGAGAUCAGUCGACUCUGGGAGCUAAUAGAACUAGUCUCCUUGUUAUAAAUAGCAGCAUCUCCCUCUCACUGUCUGUAUAGACUCGUUAGAAUCCAUAUCGAGACUUCAUCUGGACAUUUCAAAUCAUUUUUGCAUUCAAUUAUGGCUGAGGCGAUUUUAACAAAAGGCACAAAGCGGCUCUGUGGAAAUACGGGCGAGGAUUUGGGUCCUAAAGCAAGUCAGAGGUGACAGCGGAGAGGAAAAAUAACAGAUAAGGAUGAGGAAGAAAGCUUGAGAGGAAGCAGACUCAAAAGGAGACAGUCCUGUUUGGGGUGAAACUGGAUAGUGGGAUUAUACAGUAAAUCAUUACACUAUUGUUCUCUAUGCUUUGUCAGGGAUUUUUUUUUGUUUCAUUCUUUCUGUUUAUUCUCAAAUUUCUGGUAGAAUUGAACCAUAAAAUCAAUUCUACAGACCCCCUCAGUAGAGAUUUAGUUCAUGAGCAUUAUUUAAAUGUGAUCAGUAAUAUUUUGUUUAACAGAACACAUUCAAUCCCAGCUAACAAUAUUAAUAUGCAGGGGUGGAAAACACUUGUAUUAAUUUUUCAUAAUUUUUCCUUGUUAUUAUACUUAAGUGUUAUUAAAUUACUUCUUACUCCUUACAUUUUUACUUCAACCUUUAAGGUACUCCUUAUAGAGCAUAGUCCUGUGUGUGUUUCAAUAUGCUACUGUCAUGCAAGCAAACACUCAAGAUGAGGCAUCUCCUUCAAAUCAUGAACUUUAAAACAAAUUUUGAGGUAAAUUUUGUAAAUUUGAUAAGCAUGAGCUGUCUGUAUUUAACUCAUUUACUUUGCUAAUGUCAGGUUUGACUAGCAUGGAGUCCAGUAGCUAGCAUAACUAGCCAGACAUCAAGUCCAGUUUUGGCACAGGCUAAAAAUGAUUUAUUUACAUGAUAUUUUCUUAUUAAUUUGCAACACAAUGUGGCAUCAGUCACAUACACAGAGAUUAAAUCAUUUUUGUAAAACAGUGUAGUAACUUUAAAAUAAAAAUAAAAGCAACCUAAAUCCUAAAAGUUAGGUUUAACAUUACCUUCAAAAUAUUGGCCUAAUUUUAUUAGGAAAUAUCUAUUUUUAUUUAUUUAUUUUUUUAUUUUUAUUAUUACAUUUUUUUUGGCUGGAUACCAGAUUUGAAAUCUGGUAUCCAGAUUUGGUAUCCAGAAUGAUCUUGAAAUGAUCAUUUCCCACUCAGUACAAAAUAGAAAUUCUCACUCAGUUCAUUUUCCACCCCUGUUUAUAUCUUUCUUACAGGUUUAUAUUGAUAUUUCUUUU